Molecule: messenger RNA, 576 nt
Organism: Mycena indigotica
Lineage: Eukaryota; Fungi; Basidiomycota; Agaricomycetes; Agaricales; Mycenaceae
Exons: 5
Coding region: 1-576 (191 amino acids)
Source: RefSeq, a predicted model, not a curated record
AUGCGUUUCUCUUCUUUCUCCUUCGCCAUCGCCGCUAGUCUGGUCGUCUCCGUUACCGCCCUACCUCGAUUCCAACUUCCGACCCGCGAGCUCGAGUCCCGUGCCCCAGAGGCCAUCCAAUGCAUCCAACUUAAUCACGCCAUCGGAGUUCUUGCAGGAAAAUUCAGUCCUGCUUGUGCUAACAUCACAAAGACAUGUCUAAGUGAGCGCGGUACUAGUAUUUGGAGCCACGAGUCCUGCGUUGCUGCAGCAGCUUGCCAAGGCACCAAAUCCAUCAUUGGCCUCAACCAGUGCCAGAAUCCUGAAGUCAAAGACGCCGCCUCAAUCCCCAAUCUUUCUUUCGCCGUCUACACCAGCAUCGUCGGUUCAUGUGCACCUUCUGGCUGCCCAAUGACUAAGCAGAAUUUCAUUGACUUUCUCUACGGCCAAAUGUCCGCAGCAGGCGUUACCGAAUGGCCCAAGACGGUCGAGGAGGUCACCGAUUCCUUCCUCAAGCCCAUUCUCAACUGGGCCAAAACCGGCGACACGAUCCCUUACACAAACUUCAACGACUGGCUCCACUUUUCCAGCUUGUAG